Messenger RNA from Talaromyces marneffei, 1530 nucleotides. RefSeq lists its product as uncharacterized. Lineage: Eukaryota; Fungi; Ascomycota; Eurotiomycetes; Eurotiales; Trichocomaceae. The coding region runs from base 1 to 1530 and encodes 509 amino acids. The record is from RefSeq and is a predicted model, not a curated record. The transcript is spliced from 2 exons.
AUGGACAUCCCCCUCUUCUUCCGCGUGUCUACCAUGGCCGCUCUUUCGACCAGCACACUGCUUCCGCUAGACAAUGUCAUGAGCUUGGAAAUGGGCAAGACUGCGCCGGGCUUUGAUCCGAUUAAUAUUCCUGACGUGGUCCGAUUACGGUCCGAACAAGACUGUGACGAGGCCUUUGAAUUGCUCAUAGCGAUCCUGCGCCAGCCAGAGUUGGGGUUAUAUAUAAAACACAUUGAUAUUCUCAGAGACACGCAAUUUCAUGGAUGGUACAAGCCAACUGCCUACCAGAGAUAUGUCAGCGAAGAGGACGGAUUGUUGCUACGGUUAGCUGUUCGAAAUGCCGGAUGGUACGGUGCAGACGAAGAGUUGAUUCUCAAUAUGCUGCUGCAACGACAAUUCGACCUUGAUUUCUCCAGUGGCUUCCAUUCAUCCCGUGCUCGAGGUGGUCGACAUACUCGCGGCUCACACAUGAUUCAAUCUUUGGCAGCUGUCCUCAUGUCCGUUUGUCCUAACCUAGACUCUCUAAAAAUGCGCCCAAUAGGCCGAUUCAUGAAAGAAGGCUACCCACCGCUACCACUCGAACAAUUCCUAUUACAUUCUACCAGCAUUUUUAAUUCCGUGUUUCUCCAAAGAUUACGGCGCGUCGACUUGCUCCACACCGACGAUGCCCUUGAUAACGACCCAUUAUACUUCAACCAAUACGACCUAUUAUACCAUAUGUCGCUUUUUCACCAAUUACCUUGCAUCCAACACAUUUGCGUUGGCGGGAUGGAAAUCGACCAGAACGGUCGUGAAGAUAUCGCCCCAUUGUCGUCCAAUCUCGAUCACAUCGAGCUGCUUCAUUCUGUUCUACCAACGAUGUUCCUCUGUUCGAUCAUCGCGUCCUCCAAAAUACUCCGACAUUUCACACACUCUGUCGGUGGACGAGCCACUCAAGACACGGGCAAUUGGCACAUGGCAUUUCCCGCGAUCUUCAGGGCGUUACUGGUCCAUCGCGAAUCAUUAGAAUCGCUCAACCUCGACACAGACGCGGACUACUCGGAUGAACUAGAACGAGAAGAAUUCGAAGAAUAUCUCCGCGACGAGACACAGGAAGCAGUCAUCGAUGAGACAGAAGAAGAACGCAAGGCGUUUAUCAAUCAGAAAUCGGUCGUUCAACUCGUCUUUACACAAAUGGGAUGUCUGCGAAAUUUUACAGCGUUGCGAAGACUGAGCAUUGGCGUGCGGUGUCUUUUUCAAAUGGCGAACGGCACCACCAGUGACUUUACCUCCUCCAGCAUACCUCUCGCCGACGUCCUUCCCCCGAAUUUAGAAUCCCUAUCGAUCCGCGGCUACCAACCUGGUAUAAACCCAUACUAUGACACUCAUAUACAUGACCUAUUUCAAAAGUUUGUUGCUGGACAACUCGGCUCAUUGAAAGAAAUACAUGGAAUUAGCGAAUAUAUACCGAAUUCGGCGACGGUGCAUCUUGAUGAUGUUGAGAGCCACCCGGAAUUAGUGUGGAUUGAUCAACGGGACGCCAUUGUAUAG